AUGUUCGGUCGUCGCAAAAGGAGCUCCUCCCACCAUCAUCAGCCACUCUCCACACCCGCUGCUCAUUCCGCGCAAUCUGCAGCGAGCCAUGCCUUCCUGAAGUCACAACCGUCCUCCAGCAGCCUCUCCUCCGCUGCUGCGGCCGCCGCGCUACGAAAUCUCACACCAACCCCGACAAAUGUCGAAAAUGUACAAACCAAGCGAAUGGUCCAGCGACGGGCCUCGACACAAUCGCCGGCCAGCCCGAUGCAUGGCCGUCGCUCCGCGAGUGUUGGUGGUGGAACCCUCCGCAGGUCUAAUAGUUCUAGCUCGAUGACCGCCAGAACGUUUCGGGAUUCAUCGCCGAGUCGCCCGUCCACAAGCUCCGGUGCCUCUGUACCUCUGCCCGUCGAUGUCCCUCCGUUGCCGUCGCUGCCUAGCCAGUAUGCUCCGAGAACGCUUCCUCCGCGCCGUGCCGCAAGCCUCGAGCCAUCCUUGCGAUCUCCACCCGUCUCUCCGCCACGAACAAACGCACGAGGGUCAGGUGUAGAUCGGGAGAGUGCGUCGGGGUCGCCCACACAUACCCGCCUUCAAAGCUUGACAACAGUUCCAGAGCUGGAUCGCCCGAGUAGCCGAAGCUCGGUCAAUUUUUCUUAUCCAAGGGGCUCGCGACCGACCUCGCCGACUCUGCUGGAGAAUGAACCUAUAAGUCUUGGAGGGACUGCCGUCCGCGAUGUCUCAUCGGUGGAAGUGGCUAGCGCUCAGCAGGCUAUCUCUCAGAUGUCAGAGAAACCUGUCAACACGAGGUCAAAGGCACCGGCAGUGGGACGUACUGAGGCAAGCCCUGCAAACAAGUCAGCUGGACUUGCCGCUGGUACUGCUAUUGCUGCAGCUCAGGCAGUUAGCGCACCGAAGAGCAGUCCUCGGCCAGUGCCGGAUCAAGCAAGGGCUACACGGACAGACCCUGGGCCUUCGGCAGCCAGCCCGCAGAGGCAAAAGGUCGAGCAUUCGCGACCAAAUGCGACAUAUAGCUCCGACACCGAGCAUGCUUCCUCCCGAGCAGUCCCGAAUCAAUGGCCGUCUGUUGUGACCGAGCAUGAGUCCCAACCUCAGGAUGGUGUUGACGUCUCUCGCACCCAGGACGCCAGCAAUCAAUUGGCUAACAUUCCCGCACCGACUGACCACCAUGAACCGAUUACCACCCCACAAAGGACACCUCAAGUCACACCACAUGCUUCACCGAAAGCAGAGAAGCAACCAACGCCUAGACAAGAGGCCCACCUUGAACAAUCCAGCAGCCCUGGCCGAUCGGCGCGAUUUGCUAAGUGGCUUUCUGUGACCGCAGCUGGUGAGCAAGUCCACGAGCCUCCAUCAAGAUCUGUUUCUCCUGUCAAAUCGGCACUCAAGACCGUACGUGGUAAUUCAUUAUCUCCGGAGAGGGCCGCCGCUGGCCGAGUUGGACUGGCCAACAGUGAAAUGUCCGAUGGUGGCACCUCGAUUGCAUCUGACGAGGGACUCCGGGUCGGUGUCAAGAAGCGAGCUGUCAAGGUGAGCUUCGAUGACGAAGCUGAAGUUGUCGGCGUAGCAGCCAGCCCCCCCAACAUCGCCGGAGGAACUCGCAAGAAUUGGUUCAACGUGGUUAAGAAGAAGUCUCCGGGCGCCGAGUUUAUCACAAAUGAUGAUGACUUUGACGAGGUCAUGAAACCUCGACCCGCGCUUCCCUCGUUUGGCAGUGUUCGCGGGAAUCGAAAUGGAGGCCCUGCCCGACCGCCGAUCCCGGAUUUCAGUGACAAUGAAUCCACGACUUCAGAGGAUGAAGCCACUGCACCCUUCACAUCCUUCUCAAAUGACCAUGCCCUUGCAGGAGUAUUUCAUCAUGAUCGAAAAGAGCUGUCGCAACCUCGCGAUAUCAAAUCUGUGGAACGACUGUCUAUAAUUGGAUCCGCCCCAUCUCAACAGGAUGUAUCUGCGACAGACAGGGAAGAUGGUGUGGCAAUUGGCCGUUUUACUGAGCAGCAACCGCACGUCAGUACCGAUUCCCAGCUACCUGUACCUUCGAUUGCUGUGGAGCCUGCUACUCCCCCUAUUGAUGAACGCAAAAGUUUCGAUGUCCAGCGAUUAUCUCGGUCGUCUCUCGAGUAUCAAAUACCUGGUGGUUUCCCGCCAUCCAACUCGGAUCGCAGCCUAAAAUCUGCCAUUGAAGCUGAGACUGCUAAAAAUCAGCCUAUGGCAAGCGCAAUACCGAAUUUGGAUGAAGCGAAUAAGGAUUAUAGCGACAGUGUCUAUACUGAGAGUGACCAUGACAGCAUCUACAGUGAUGCCCCCGAAGACCCGGAAGACGGUGAUGGGUUCGGCUCAAUUAAUGCUAUUGUCGACAGCCGGUCAAUUCCCAGAUCAGCACCGCUGGAGCCGAUCACAGAGAGUCGCGAUACUACACCAAGGCCUACUGAACGGACUGCAGUCGUUGAAAGUGAGCCACAAAGCGCCACCAAUCAGCCAACUGAAGUCGACCGCUUCGCAACUCCAACGGAGGAGCUAGUCAGCCGCCAGUCAGAGGAAGGAUCUCCGCCAGCAUCUCCAAUGAACCUGCAAACACCUUACCCCCCUAUACCGAUCUCCUCCCAGGCCCGACCAUCAAAUGGUUCCGUUCGGACGGACAACAAACAAAAGAGGCCGAUGUCGGUAGACGCCUAUGGUGGUAGCCUGAACUCGCAAGAUCCUCGCUAUUCUAGCCAUACUAACGGUGCUGAAAAUGGUACACCUCGCCCGCUUUCUCUGGGCCCAGCCUUCCAGGCGCGAGGCCCAGGCCUUCGGCGUACAAUGUCGAGUGGCAGUGAUUCCUCUAGUAGCUUCAAGCGUGCCAACUCUUCUACUCGAAGUGACGGCCCUCAUGCGAUGCGGCGGACUAUGAGAGGCAGUGCUGCAAAUGGUCAGCCGUCAUCUCCUUCUACCAGAACAGAGUCCCCAAUCGAUCACCGGCCCCUUUCAUCUGGAUCCACUUCCGGAACUACGAUGCGAAAGACGCUCCGCGGCUCAGGCGCUGGUGGUGAGAAGUAUUCAUUCUUCUCCACGAACAAAAAGGCACCACGAGCGCGGUUUACCAAGCCAGUUCCCAAAGGGAUGCAAGGAACUCGAUUCGCAGACUCGGACGAUGAGCGUGGUCAAGAUCAACCCCAAGUCUUCCGCAGUCGUUUUGCAGAUUCCAGUGACGAAGGAGAAGAACCCAACAAUUCCAUGCGACCCGUCCGUGGGAUCCCACGUCGCCGAGGUACAAAUGAUGGCGAUUCAACCGAGCUGGAGGACAGCUCGGAAGGAGAGCGUCACCAAAAGGCCCCCCCAGGCGGGCCCAUCCCGCCACGCUCUCGCGAUCGAAAUGUUGCUUCGCCAAAUAUGUCUGGUAUGGCCGCCGUGGCCCGCCAGCGCGGCAUGACACAGCGAGAGCUAGAGGAAUUCAUCAUGCAACCUCCGCAGAGUCGCAAACCAUCCAUCCUCGCCCGACUCGGCCUGAAAAAGGGCAAAAACACGAACAACCGCAUUAGCAAGGUGGAUGCUGAAAGCCCAUCCCGAAGAGAUACGCCCCUCGAGCGGUCGCGGCUGGAACGCGACCAGCUGCGAGAAGAGCCAUACACCAAUGGAAUUCAGACGGGCAAUCAUACAACUGUGACCGCAGCGGCAUCUGAGCCCCCAUCUUCGCCUAAAUUGAUGAGGAGGCUCACCAAACGGAACACUGUUGGAGGUGGUCAGCAAUGGCCACUUCGCGCCGAAUCCCAGCCACGAACGCAUACCCCCGAGCCAGUCGUCGAGCCAAGUCACAGUCUCCCAUCAUCGCCUUUGCGAACGCAAAAAAUAGAGCCAGUGGUCGAAUCGGCAGGACGAAACGGAAGUAUUACUGUCAAUGGCGGCAAUGCUCCGGCGACAACGUCCAUUCUUAAGGAACCCGAAGCACCCGCAGUCGCAAUCGCAGCCGCAGCCGGUCCAGAUAUCAACGACGCUGCCUCCGAUAUCACGAGCACGACAAAUCCCGAGGACCAGGGUGCUACAGUCCGGGACGUGGUGAUUGUCGGCCCGGGACGAAAGAAGCGAUUCCCGAUGCUUCGCAAGGCGUUUGGGCUACGAAAGUGA
This is a messenger RNA of Penicillium manginii, 4101 nucleotides long. RefSeq lists its product as uncharacterized. Lineage: Eukaryota; Fungi; Ascomycota; Eurotiomycetes; Eurotiales; Aspergillaceae. Bases 1 to 4101 code for a protein of 1366 amino acids. The transcript has 4 exons. The record is from RefSeq and is a predicted model, not a curated record.